AUGGAAGAAGUUUGUGAGGUUGUACGAUCACAAAAAGGAUGCGACAAAAUAGAUGUCCAUGGGCAUCUAAUGGUCAAGAACUUGCAUUAUCUACAAGAUUUAGUCCAACAUAAUCACUUGCCUGAUGCAACCCAUCCAGAAGUCAUAAAAGCUGUAACUGAACUUAAAAAACGUGCAUCUGAAACCAGAAAAAAGCCCGUACAACUUAUUCAAAAUUAUAAGAAAAUACCACAAACACAAAAUGUUCUAGAAAUUAAUAUCCCACCUUCAUUGCAUGUUACUUUAAAUGAUGAUCCUUUUCUAAUCCAAGACCUCAUAGUUGACCAAACUCCAAAAUGGAUAAUUACUGAUUUUGAAAGAGCAGCCAUUAAUGCAUCACGCGAAUAUGGAACUACUGGAGCAAGAGUAAUACCAAAUAAUAAUCCAAAAAGUUGGAAAUUUAAUCAUAGUUCUUAUCCAAGCGAUCAUAUUACUAUAAUUUAA
Molecule: messenger RNA, 483 nt
Organism: Cetraspora pellucida
Lineage: Eukaryota; Fungi; Glomeromycota; Glomeromycetes; Diversisporales; Gigasporaceae
Source: the annotation of a GenBank genome assembly